Messenger RNA from Dioscorea cayenensis subsp. rotundata (Guinea yam), 3169 nucleotides. RefSeq names its product disease resistance protein UNI-like. NCBI's taxonomy places the organism in Eukaryota, Viridiplantae, Streptophyta, Magnoliopsida, Dioscoreales, Dioscoreaceae. The coding region runs from base 130 to 1155 and encodes 341 amino acids. The record is from RefSeq and is a predicted model, not a curated record. Gene Ontology annotation, molecular function: ATP hydrolysis activity; protein binding; ADP binding. The transcript is spliced from 4 exons.
AGUCAUAAAUCAUAACAGUGCUUGUGAGGGUGAAUAUAUUUGCAUUUAGCUUGAGAGAGAGAGAGAGAGAGAGAGAGAGAGAGAGAGCUUGGUUCUGUGUUUUCAAUCCUUGUAUUGAUUUUGAGAAAUAUGCAGGAUCCAGUGAGUUGUUUGUGUUCUUGCAUUCAAAGCUAUGUUACGCGUCAGGACAUUAGCUAUGUGUUCCGCACCAAAAAGAAACUUAAUAAUUUGGAGAACGCCAUGAAAGAUCUCAAAGCGAAGAAGAAGGAUAUUGAGAAAGAGCUCCAUGAUACUCAAAACAAGAGGAAAGUACCCGACAAUCAACUUCAACGCUGGCUUCAAAAGGUUGGAGAAAAGGAUGAUGAGGUAAACCAGUUAUGGAAUGAAUAUAACGACGGUUGUUGUGUUCAAGGCCCUUGUUGUCUAAAUUGUUUUUCAAGGUAUAGAAUUAGCAGAAGUGCGAUCAAUUUAUUAGAUGAAAUAACUCAGUUAAAAGAUGAAAAUGUAGAAGUCUCAUUCAUAGAGCAACAGCCUCCUGAACCAGUCACUGAAUCAUACAUAACAGUGGGAGAGAAAAUCAGCUCCAAUCUUGAGGUUGCUUGCAGUUAUCUAGCAGAUGAAGCAGUUGGAAUGAUUGGCAUAUGGGGCAUGGGGGGUGUAGGAAAGACUACACUCUUGAAAAAAAUCUACCAAUCAUUAGAUUAUCCGGACAUGGGAUUCGAUCAUCUGUUAUUUAUUGAAGCUUCGCAAAAUAUUCAGUUGGAGAAACUUAGAGAAGAGAUUGCUAAAGAGUUGAAAUUGGCUCCUCCUGCAAAUAAAAAGGACAUUGAAAAUUUCCUAAAAACAAAGAACUUUGUAUUGUUCUUGGAUAAUAUAUGGAAGGAUAUAGAUCUUGGUAAUCUUGGAAUUCCCCAUCCUAAUGGCGACAACACUGUGAAGCGUAAGGUGAUUUUCACUACUCGAUCUGAAGAUGUGUGUGCCCGGAUGGGUGGUGCAGGAGAAAAGAUCAUCAAAGUGGAAUGCUUGGAACCACGUGAAGCAUGGGCUCUUUUCAAGAUUAAUGUUAAUCUGGCUGUUAUUGAGUCAAAUAAAGAGAUUAAAGAAAUAGCAUGGCAAGUGAUGGAGAAGUGUGGUGGUUUGCCCCUCGUCUCAUAGUGUUUGGGAAGGCCAUGUCAAACAAAAAAACUGUUGAUGAGUGGAGAGGUCUUUUGACAUCACUAAGGCAAUCAAAUAUAAAAGUAGUUCAAGGCGUGAAGGAAUCAUUAUUUCCCUUUUUGAAAUUCAGUUAUGAUAAUCUACCGGGUAAUGUCAAAAAGUGCUUCUUGUUUACAUCCAUGCUGCAAGGGAAAUCUAACUAUGAACUUUUAGAAUCUUGGAUGGGGUUAGGCCUGCUUAGUGAUUUUGUCAAUCUACAAGAAGCUUAUGAGGAAGCAAAAUCUAUCCUCAAGAUUCUAGAGGAAUCAUGUUUACUGUAUUUUUCCGAUUAUGGUGAUGUGCACUUACAUGAUGUAAUUUAUGACAUGGCAAUGUGGAUAGCAUCAGACUGUGGAUGGAUAGUCCAAAAAUAUGAUGGAUCAGCAGAAAUAUCAACAAAUGACACAGAGAAUUGGAGAGAUGCAAAGCAAGUGAUUAUUGACGGCAUUAAGCUUUUGCCAGUUUUAUCUCAUCAGUGUUCUGAUUUGUUGAGUUUAAUGAUCGCAAACAGUCAUUCUUUGGAAAUAAUUCCUAAAGGAUUUUCUCUACAAGUGCCAAACUUGAAAUAUUUGGAUCUUUCAAGAUCUGGAAUCAAAGAACUUCCAAAGGACAUCAAAUGUUUGGUUAAUUUACAAUACUUAAAUGUUUCAUGCACAGGCAUCUCAUCGCUUCCAAUGCAGCUGGUAUCUUUGAAUAAAUUGCAAUAUCUGAUAUGUAGAGAUUUGAUUGGGCUUGGCAAGAUAAAGGAUGGUAUCAUUUCAAAAUUACACAGGUUAAAGGUUGUUGACCUAUAUCCGCAUGGAUGGGUAGAACCGAAAGAGUUAGAAAUUUUGAAGAAACACAUCAAAGCGAUAGGAAUGCGUGUAUCAUCACAAGAGGUUCUCGAACAACUCUCAUGUUUGCCAACUACUCAACUUUAUAUAGAGAAUUUGGAAAAGUUGAUCUCUCUUUCAUUUGAUACUUUAAGUUGCAAAAAUCAGGGAUCCUUGCAUGAACUAAAAAUUAGAUCAUGCCCACAACUUAAGGAAAUUGUGAUGAAUGGAAGUGGGACUCAUCUCAAUAACCUCACAAUCUAUGACAUCAAAAAACUGCAGUGUAUUACUUGGGGGCCAGAUAUAUCGCCUGCAGAGUAUUUUCAUGUGUUGAAGAAGUUAUUUAUAUGUGAAUGUAAUUUGGCCAGUUUUGCUUGGGUUCUGCAUCUCCCAUGCCUUUCUCAUUUGCGCAUACAGAAUUGUGCAGUAAAAGAAACGUUGUUUUAUGUCGAGGAUGAGAGAGAAAUGCAACAAGUCUUGGAAGGCCCUGUAUUCCCUCGCCUGGAAAAUUUAGAAUUGACAAUGUUAGAAAGACUAGUGAGCAUAAGCAAUUUCGCUUUGAAUUUCCCUCGACUUUCUCUGCUUUCAGUGCAUGAAUGUCCUAAUCUUAAGAAGCUUCCAUUCAAGCAUGGCAUCAACAACAGCCAAAUAAUCAACAUUGAUUGCGAUAGAAAAUGGUGGAAAAACUUGGAAUGGGAUGAUGCCACCAUCCCAUCUCACCUUUCACCAACAUGUCAAUGGUACGAUUACCAUCUAUAUCACUAUGUGCCUCAAUCGUACUAUAUGCUGGAUCUUUUUUCGGAUGAGAACACUGAUGCAUGCACGAUUAGUUGAAGUGAAUGAAAGGUCUUUAAGUUUUCCCUGUUUUUGUAGACACAAGUUAGAGAUCAUCUCAUGCUCAAACCAAGUCUUAAAUUUUCUGGGUUUUGCAUCUUCAAAAGCUUCUCAGAACUACAAAUUCUCUUUGCAGUUAAUCAGUGAUCUACCAAAUUUACUGUGCAAUUAUGCUUUGGAUUGCGUUUGUUGUCUUGUUGGUUUCAGUUCUAAAAUCUAAAUACACUUUUAUUGGUUUCUUAUUUAUAUCGGUGUGAAGACAUGUUAUUAUUUGGUUUUACAAGUUCAAGGUCUGUGUACCAUUAUUAUCUUAUGUAUUUUCUAAAUUA